GCUUCGGACCGCAGAGAGAUCACGCUGGCCACGCACCACGAUCUGUACGACGUCCCCAAGAAGAUCAUGUCCUCCGAGAUGGAAGUCACCAUGUCAACGACGGAUAAAAACACGCCCAGCAAAGAAGAAGACAUCGUCGUGGUCGUCAAGGAAACACGUCGGAAGUACGUGAAGCGCGUGCUACGCGAGCACUGGCAAAUCGCAUUCAAGAUUGCGGAAAUCUUGCUUUCGAUCGCGUGCAUCUGCUUCGCGUACGAGCCGACGCAGAUGACGGGGCUCGGGAAGAGUCACCUGCAUCACGUGGGGAUCAUGUACACGGCGUACGCCGGCAACCUCCUCAUCAACGGCGUGCUUCUCGUUUCCAGAUUCGUGGGCGACCGGUUGCCGUACAGGACGUCCGUCGUCUUUUCCGUUUCCGGUGCGGCCAUGUUCCUCGUCACCGCCAUCCUCCUGAUCACCGAUCGCUCCUAUCUGACCCGCAACCGCAUCUUCCAUCCGAAGGCCUACCUCCUCGAGAUGCUGACCAUCUCAACGAUCUGCGCCCUCGUCAACGUCGUCAUCUUCAUAUCCGAUGCGAUAAUCACGUUUCGCAGUCGAAAAUCCCUUUGAAACUUACUUACUUCAUCGUCUGUACAAACUUUGUAAAUAGAAAAAAUGUAUAUAGAAA
Messenger RNA from Nicrophorus vespilloides, 667 nucleotides. RefSeq lists its product as uncharacterized. The transcript has 2 exons. Lineage: Eukaryota; Metazoa; Arthropoda; Insecta; Coleoptera; Silphidae. The record is from RefSeq and is a predicted model, not a curated record. Gene Ontology annotation, biological process: septate junction assembly. The coding region runs from base 67 to 609 and encodes 180 amino acids.